Molecule: messenger RNA, 1208 nt
Organism: Gekko japonicus
Lineage: Eukaryota; Metazoa; Chordata; Lepidosauria; Squamata; Gekkonidae
Gene: JTB
Product: jumping translocation breakpoint
Exons: 5
Coding region: 67-486 (139 amino acids)
Biological process (GO): mitotic cytokinesis
Cellular component (GO): spindle; membrane; cytoplasm
Source: RefSeq, a predicted model, not a curated record
CCCAAGAUGGCGUCGCCCGUGGAGUGAGGCGGAAGCGAGUAAAAGGAGGGCCCGUUUGCAGCGACGAUGGGGCCAAGAUGGCGCCUUGUGGUGGCUACGCUUGUGGGGCUCAUAGCUCCACCUCUUGGAUCGGCCGCGGUGGCUUUGGAGACUGAUGGGAAAGCGACAGUGAACGUGUCCAAGGCCUCUCUGUGUUGGCGGACCGAGGACUUUGUGGUGACCCAGCCGUGUUCCCCGUGCUCCAGUUUCGAGGCGAGAAGGAACCCCGAGUGCCGCACGACCGGCUUCAUUGAGCACAUCAGCUGUAGCGGGAAGCAGGAAAUCAAGAGCUGUCGCUCCGUAGAGAUGGAGGCCCACGCCUUCUGGAAGUUCGAGGGGUCCAUGAUCGGCAUAGCGGCCCUCUUCGCCCUGCUGGUGGUAUAUCGGCACCGGAUGCUGGACCGGAAGGCCCUGGAGAAAGUCCGCAAGCAAAUCGAGUCCAUCUAGCCACGCUCGCAUCUCUUUCACCACGGAAGGGCGGCAAAGGAGCCGUUGGGUGAACCCUCCUUUGGACUUGCAGAAGGUGAAAGGGAUCCUCGUCCUCCUUGGUGGGAGCUCCCUCUGUGGCCACUUGGGGGCGCUGUUUCCCACACUCACCGUGACUCAAAAGUUUGAACUGGUACAUGGAGGCAACAGAUGCCCCUGGUGCCCGUACAGAGGGCUGCAGUCAUUUCCAUCACCACCCCUCCACACCGGGCGACCAUAACCCACCAUGAAGUGGGCCCGGUGCAUGCUGGGCUCAGCAUGUUGGCCUUUCUCCGCUGUACACCUCUCAGUAUUUAUUAAAACGGAACCACAGAGGGCUCUGGCGACCGUCCCUGCAAUUCAGAAAGGAGAACGGGGCAAGCGACGGGUCCUCGUAACCCAGCUCGUACCCAACCAUCACUCUUUCGGCACCUUGACAAAUGAAAAACCACACGAUCUCAUGUCCCGUCCCCUGCCUCUUCUGGUGCAGCCACUUCCGCGAUAUGUUAUUUGAGCUUCCCCUCAGUCAUUAAGACGUACAAGGUGGUAAAAAAAUGCUUCCAGUGGAUCAUGAGCAGCCAGCCUCAUCAAGUCUGGUUUUAGUCAGUAUUUGGGUGGGAGGGCUUUCAGGGGACCCCCACGGACAGCGCUCCCUCUGAGCUGAGUCAGUGUGAGCCGGCGUACAGCUUUUUAGCCUCCGGCUC